Messenger RNA from Neltuma alba, 1392 nucleotides. Its product is annotated as histone-lysine N-methyltransferase, H3 lysine-36 specific-like. The transcript is spliced from 3 exons. The coding region runs from base 463 to 1323 and encodes 286 amino acids. The record is from RefSeq and is a predicted model, not a curated record. Lineage: Eukaryota; Viridiplantae; Streptophyta; Magnoliopsida; Fabales; Fabaceae.
UAUGAAGUAAGACGCAUAGGCCGAAAGCUAUUGUUGGUUCCACCUCUUAAAGGACCCUUCAAAUCCUCGAGGGCAAUCAUGUAAUGAGUGAAUCCUCGUCGCAUAAAACAGAAAUGAAACUGCAGAAAGCAAAGACAAGAUCGGUACCGCUCCAUAAAACAAUUUUUCAAUAAUUAGCAUCUCUAUUUUUGUUUCUUCUUGACAGGUGUAAAUUAGAAGUCAUAUUUGACGUGAGAACUGGGAAUGAGCAAUCGCAGGAAGAAGAAGCCCUAUGGUUCAAUCAGGCGGGAUUUAACGCUAAUGUUUGGUGAGGAUUUUGAUUUUCCGAGCAGCAAAGGAAAGUAGGCUUUGGAACAAUGCAAAGCAUAUUCUUUUUCUUUUUCCUGUUCAGACCUCGUUGAAGGAAGAAUUUUUUGAGACAAAGAUCUCUUUGUUAUCGUGUUUUUCUUCCAUGAGCCUUCUAUGGGGAAAGUCUGGGUUGAGGCAAGCCUCGUAUCUGCUCAUGGGCUCGGGUAUCCACCCUCGCUUUGGAAGCGUCAAUGGUUUGCUGUUGGAUGGAUUGAUCCUAACUGCAAAUAUUGUACCAAGGUUGAUGCCUCUGGGAGUGAAAAUCCUGUUUGGAAAACCAAGUUUGCCAUUCUGGUUGAUGACUCUGAGUCAGAGAUCAACAUCCAAGAUCUAGUGUUGAAUGUGGAAGUUCGUAGUAUAGAUCCUAUAUUCCUCACGGAAAAGGUACAUGGCUCUGCAUCUGUUAUCAUCAAAGAGUUUCUAGCGAAGAAGGUUCCAAAUUCAGAGGUUUCUUUAAGCACGGGAAAUGAGGAACUUCGGAGCUACCAAUUACGAAAGAAGGAUUCCGACAAACCAGCAGGCUUCAUUGAUAUUUCAGUUCGUAUUUUGGAGGAAAAGAAAGGGCAAAAUUCGAACCUAGGAAAGAAGAGAGGAAACUUGACUACAGAAAAUGGAUUAGGGGAGGAGUAUUCUUCCCCCCACCGCCAAAAGAAGGAAGCACGGACAAACAUUCCCGGCUCCUAUCCGAGGCAACUCCCUACCAACGACUCGGACACUGAUCCGGAUGAGGGCAGACCUAGUUACGAACGACGGAGAACUCCUCCUCCACCGCCCCCACCUUCAAAUGCCGGUUAUAUUCCCACUUUUCUACCCAAAAAUGAUUCCUUGCCACCACCAUCAUCUGGGCCAAACCCUCCUGAGAAUGUACCUCCGGGGUUGGCGAUGGGAGCUCUCAUAUUUGGGGAUGACUUCAUGUCUGGAUUUGAUGUUCCUUCUGGCCUUGCUUGUACCAUGCCCACUGAUCCUCCUUCCUGAACAAGUGCCAGGCUGCUUGCUUCUGUUGUAAAUGUUACUUGUUCUUUCUUAAAACAUUAAUUAAUACUA